This is a messenger RNA of Strongylocentrotus purpuratus (purple sea urchin), 625 nucleotides long. RefSeq lists its product as uncharacterized. Bases 194 to 625 code for a protein of 143 amino acids. The transcript is spliced from 4 exons. NCBI's taxonomy places the organism in Eukaryota, Metazoa, Echinodermata, Echinoidea, Camarodonta, Strongylocentrotidae. The record is from RefSeq and is a predicted model, not a curated record.
UUGAUGACUUUAAAGGUACGUCCGUGAAUGGCUAGGAACGGUGGCAGGAGCACGCAUCGUCCAUCUCGACCCCGUAACGGAACGCUACCACAUCCCAGCUCAACUCCUCGAUGUCUUCAAGAAAGGCACCCCUCAGAACCAGCUCGUCCUAGCUACCAAGGCGGUGCCCUUCCUCAGUGAGGUCUUCAACGAUAUGCUGGAGGUGGUCAAGAAGGAAGGUCCAUUAGGUCUUCCAUUUUCCAAGGCCAAGUCUUUCACUGAGUUUGAAGAUGACUUCUCACGACUGUGGUACGAGAAUGAGUUUCGUCAAGAGUUCAUCCCAUCGAUUCCUUCGCUUCACACAAAACUAGACAAGGGCAUCAGUAUGUUGGAUGUAGGGUGCGGCCACGGAGCAGGUAUUCUAAAGUUAGCCGAGCACUACCCUUGCAAUCGCUUCGUCGGCAUCGAAAUCGGAGAGGAUAGCGUCAAAUCAGCUCGUGACUUGGCCAACGUCAAGAACCUGACGAACGUUGAGUUCCACUGCAUCGAUGCAACGACCUUGCCUAAGGAUUGGGCCAAUACCUUCGACUACGUGUUCUUCUAUAAUGUCAUCCAGGGGCGUAUGUUCGAGAAUGGCUGGGCGUGA